CAUAGCGACUGUAUAUAUAGACGUCAUGGUGCUCACUCCUCAUUAACUGAACUCGAGGCAUGAGCGUGGGUUUCUCAGCGCUAUCCAACGCAACCCAUGCAGAACACCAGGAUGCAGUCCCGUUACGUGAUCAUCGCCGCCUUGCUGGCUGUCCUGCUCGUCAGUUCUACCGAUGGCAGGCGUUCUUCUCGGCGUGGGCGCUUCAAGCAUCUACAGCGUCUCAUCGAGCAGCAACUUGAGAGAAUAUUUGAUAGCGAAAGUGGAGAAGGCGAUGGAGAACCUUGGAGUCCGGGCUGCCAGAGAACAGAGGUCUACGAUGAAUGCGGAAGCUUAUGUCCCCGCGUCUGUGGCGAACCAGUAAUCCAGGAGUGCAGCCAGGAAUGCGUGGUGGGAUGCGUCUGCCGUCCUGGUUACAUCCUCGCACCUGCCGGAGGAGGCUGCAUCCCAGAAGCACAGUGCAACCAGUGGUUGAGCACUCGUGGCUAUUGAAACGAGGAAAGUUUCGUAAUGAAGGACGCAAACUCCCAAAACCACUGACAUUGUUAUUGUAGUUCGUAGUAAUUAACAAUAAAAUCAUUCAUGCGUGUAUCGGUACUGCA
Molecule: messenger RNA, 599 nt
Organism: Rhipicephalus microplus (southern cattle tick)
Lineage: Eukaryota; Metazoa; Arthropoda; Arachnida; Ixodida; Ixodidae
Product: alpha-tectorin
Source: RefSeq, a predicted model, not a curated record